AUGUCAACGGAAGAGAAGAAAGGAGGAAAAGAGGAUUCGAUUAAAAAAGAGGAUUCUGAAAAACGAGAUAAAAAACUCGAAAAGGAGAGCAAUGAAGCAGCUAAUUUGAAGAAAUGGUUAUUUAUAGGUAAGUCGGAGUUAUUUAUGGACUUUCGGGACAUCGAUUGAUUUGAAAACUCAGGGGGAAAUUGGGAAGCUUCUGCCUUCUACAUAGCUUUCCAAAACCUUCUACUUAUAAAAAAGCCCACCGGAAGCAUUUCAGAAGCUUUCCAGCAGGCUUCUGAGAGGCUUCUGACAGGAAUUUUCCAUUUUAACUUUCCAUAAACCUUCCAACCUCCUGCGGGUUACCUUCCCAACACCUUCACAAAAUUUGCCUAAGAAAUAACUUUUCAAAUUUUCAAAGAACAUACUUCAGGCUUGCCGACGACAGUAAUUUUUGCUGUGCUUGUCCAAUUACUUAUCAACAAGUUUUACACAAUUCCUUUGAACGCCAGAACGCUCAAAGCAACGUUUGCGAUCGACAUUGAUGAAGUCAGAGAAAAAAAGAUUCGAAAAAUCUAAACCCAAAAUUACAGGACACAUUCGGAAUCUACGACCCAGAAAAAAUUUUUGAGCUUCGGAAAGCCCAUCCUGAUUCUAUUCAGUUUGGUAUCAAAGUUGCGCGUAACGCUUCAGAAGUGAGUUUUUUUCUUCAAAUUACUUUUAAGGGUAUCUACUGUAGGACUGGGGCGAGGAUAGUGUGAGCGAGUUGGACUGGUAUCAGUGGGAAAUCGGAGACGCUCGAAAUUUCGGAAAACAAUUGUUUCAAGGUGAUUUUCACACGAAAUAACUAGGUUUUCCGAUUUUUUUUACACUUAAUUUCAAAUUUUUUUGAUAUCUCAUCACCGGAAUAAUUCACUCAGGAAAUUACAUUUAAAAAAACGCAUUAACAAUAAUUAAACUGUUAAAUUGAUCAAAAAUCCGACGAGUAAAAAAAUAAAAAAACUUCAGGAAAAACCUUUCUUUUUGCAAAUAUCCUGAAAAAAAUUUCAGCGUUGACGGGUUUUUUUCUAACUAGACAAAAAAAUUAAUUAACAUCAAAUUUUUUUGUUUUCAGGCAACCAUGUCAGCGGAAUCAUACGUUGGGUUCGAAACGACGCUACUUGGAAAGUACAGCUUGAAUUUUCCCACGAAAAAAUCGUCCAUGAACAUUUAGAACACGCAGUCGUGAUAUAUUUUCAAACCAAGGUAACCAUUUUGAAGAAUUUCAUGCGAAACAAAGACUUUUGCAGAACGCUUCAGAUUCAUUUUAUGAGAAGGAAGAAGUGUUGAUUUGGAAGGGAGAAAACUCUGAAGAUGGCAAGGUCAAAGCUGAAAUCAAAGCAAACGGAUCGUCUCGUCACCUUUUGAGAAGCGAGAACGGAAAACAAGAAGCGAAGUUCAUUUUUGAGUCAAGUCUUGCCCUGGAAUUGGUCUUCGCGGCAGAAGGCUCUGUGAGUUUUAAAGCCUUCUGACUUUGCUAUCUUCUGUUUCAGACGUCAAAUGAAAGCUUCACUGUUCUUUUUGAGAAGCAAGAAAAAGAUUUCGACAAAAAGUUCCAAGCUGGUUAUCUUCUGAGCAACCAGGUCAAUCAUAAAAAAUCUCAUGAAAACACUCACUUUCUUCUCAGAACCUUCCAACUUUCUACCAAUCAAUGGGAAAAUCAGCCCUUGCAAAUGUUCUGAACUCUCAAUUUUAUAUCAAAGAAGUUACGGCAAGCAGUCAAAGUUCUUCUUCUUUCCGUUUGGAUGUGAACUGGACCGGAGUAUUAUCAUCCCGAGAAAACUUUUUAUCAUCUUUCGAUGAUCAAACUUUUCCUCUGCUGACUAUUCUGAACUACGAUGCUGAAUUUGUUCAAGAUGUGAGCCGAGUUACAGUUCACGAGAAUAAAAAGAAUUCAUUUUCAGGCACUUUCAUCAUGGCUUCAGUUUAAUAAUAAACUCGAUGAAUCAGCCAACCGGAUUCUUGAAAAUCGAAUUCCACUUUUUGAAAAACCGCAGACGCUACUGGUUUUCUAUCUAUUACAUGCGAUGAGCAAGGUAAAAUAUCCCACCUUUUUUGACGUUUAAUUUAAAUUUCAGAAGCCUGAAUACAAAAACUUCCUGCUACAGCAUCAACAAAGUUUUUGUGAAAUGGCGCGGACAACCUUUGAGCAAUCAGUUUCCUACGAGAAAAAUCGCUUCACAUGGAAUUCCGGAUAUGGAUUUGAGAAUUCAACAAGUAGAAACACUUCGGUGAGUUUUUUGUUCAGAGUUUUCAAAAAUUUAUUUUUUUAUUAUUUCAGAUAGCCUCGUUUGAACUACAUUGCUUGCUUGAGAUUGUAGCCAAAUCCGUUGUUUCCAUCGCUGAUGAUGCGAAAGUAACUGAGGAGUUCCGUCAAAAAUUGGAUGAGCUUCGGAAUCAACGUGAAAAAUAUUGGGACAAUGAAGAAAAAUCUUUCACCGAUCUUUUCUGGUCUCCAUCGAAAAAGGUGGGUUUCUCACAAGGAAGGUGAUUUCACUUUGAGCUUGAAAUUCUAGAUUUAGAUUCCUUAAAAUCGCUACGUGCCUGAGCCACUGGUUCUCGAGAAACAUGAGUUAAAAGCUUAGCUUUUCGAUCUUUAAAAUUAAUGGCCUUAAAAACUAGAAAAACUAGAAGCUGGGUCAGGUAGCGACUAUGAGGGGCCUUCAUCUGAACCUUCAGAAAGUGUUUGAGCGAACUAGUAAAAAAUUCCAGAAAAUUCCAAGAAAUUUUCCAUCAAAUUCCAAUAUCUAACAGCAUACCACAGAACUGUUUAUAACUUUUUAUCAGUAUUAAAAUUUACUGUUUCAUUUUAAGGAAUCUCACAUCGCACCAGAAGACACCUAUAGUAAAUACCUGCCGUUGAUUUUCAAAAUGCUUCCACCUGAUUCUACUCAACUGAAAAUUAUGCUGAACCGACUGGGACAAGACGAGGUUUACUUUCUGUAGCUACUUCAUUACAAAAUGUUUUCAGAACUGGACUGAAGUAGGUCUCAGAACCUCAGAAAAAGGAGCUCCUCUGGUCAUCAACUACCUUUUAUUAGGCGCCCUGAAACAUUACGCGGGAGAAUCCAGUCCAGUACAGUACACGUCUCACUUGCUUUAUUCCCAACUUAAGAACAAGAUUAUUUCUUACGUGGCUAGAGAAUUCAAAAGAACUCACAUGUUUUUCGAAUAUUACGACGCCAAUGGCGUCGGUUCUGGAACUAGAGCCCACAAUUCUGCGUCCGUUAUUCUCCUCGUUAUGGCUGAAAUCUACUAUUGA
Molecule: messenger RNA, 3283 nt
Organism: Caenorhabditis auriculariae
Lineage: Eukaryota; Metazoa; Nematoda; Chromadorea; Rhabditida; Rhabditidae
Source: the annotation of a GenBank genome assembly